Messenger RNA from Oldenlandia corymbosa var. corymbosa, 1194 nucleotides. The record is from the annotation of a GenBank genome assembly. NCBI's taxonomy places the organism in Eukaryota, Viridiplantae, Streptophyta, Magnoliopsida, Gentianales, Rubiaceae.
AUGUCUACCAUGAUUAAGAGUGAAGAGAAUCCAGGAAAACGUCGUGUGUGCAUGUUGGAUGGUGAAGCUCUUGACGGGAAGCCUGUUAAGCGUCGAAGAAGAGAUCAGAAUCAGAAUGGUACUAAUGCUGAAGUUUCCAGCCAUCAGAUUCCGGGACAACGAUUACAGGUGCGAGAACAGAUGGAGCAGGCUGAUCAACCCUCCUCUGCGCCGACAACGGUGAAAAGGAGUUCCAGGUUCCGAGGGGUAAGCAGGCACAGAUGGACUGGUCGAUAUGAAGCACACUUGUGGGACAAGCUUUCUUGGAAUGUAACACAAAAGAAAAAAGGAAAACAAGUUUAUCUAGGUGCCUAUGAUGAAGAAGAAGCUGCUGCAAGAGCAUAUGAUUUAGCUGCAAUCAAAUACUGGGGAACAUCAACUUUCACUAAUUUUCCGAUAACUGACUACGAAAAGGAAAUUGAAAUAAUGCAGACAGUAACCAAAGAAGAGUACCUAGCCUCACUGAGAAGGAAAAGUAGUGGUUUCUCGAGAGGAGUCUCCAAAUACAGGGGCGUCGCGAGGCACCAUCAUAACGGAAGAUGGGAAGCAAGAAUUGGCAGAGUUUUUGGGAACAAAUACCUCUACCUAGGAACUUACAGUACCCAAGAAGAAGCUGCCCGGGCUUAUGAUAUUGCUGCAAUUGAAUACAGAGGGAUCAACGCUGUGACUAAUUUCGACUUGAGCACUUACAUCAGAUGGUUGAAGCCAGGAGUAAACGGUCAAGCUUCAAUUCAGGAAUCAAAGACAACCACAAGCCCACAUGCCCUUCCUUCCCCCAACUUCUAUGCAGCUGAGAACUCCCAGUCCUUUUUCUUUCAAAGAUCCUUCAGCACUGGGGAUCUCAAUAAGUAUGACGUGAGUGAUGCAAAGUUGCCGGUAGUACGCAAAAAGUCCUCGUCACCAACAGCACUUGGCCUUCUACUACGAUCUUCAAUUUUCAGAGAACUUGUCGAGAAAAAUUUGACACUAUCAGAAGAGGACAACUGCCCUGAUGGUGGCAGCAGCAACCUGUCCCAAGAGGUUAACAGUGAAUACUUGUCCGGGAUGUUUAACAACGGAAAUGGAGAUAUCCCAUUUGUCCUCUCCUCUGAUGGUUAUGACGUUGAAUUGCAAGAACCAUUCAAUUUCAACUAUGACGGCCUGGAGAAUCUAUAG